This is a messenger RNA of Arachis ipaensis, 1611 nucleotides long. RefSeq names its product replication protein A 70 kDa DNA-binding subunit C-like. The record is from RefSeq and is a predicted model, not a curated record. Lineage: Eukaryota; Viridiplantae; Streptophyta; Magnoliopsida; Fabales; Fabaceae.
AUGGCAGAAAUAUGUGAUAUGUUAAUGGAUGUUAAUCCAAGAAAACUCCAAUGGACCUUCAAAGUUUAUGUUGUGCACUUAUGGGAAGUUCCAAACAAGUUCAACAAAAACGAAAUCAAUGGUAUGGAGAUGCUUCUUCAAGAUAUGAAGGGUGGUAGAAUCCAAGCUUCAAUCCCAAAGCCAUUAGUGAAGAAGUGGAGAGGCAGCAUAUUGGAGUUUAACAUGUACGUCAUGUCUAACUUCAUUGUGGUGGAUAAGAAAGAAAAAAUCAGGACAACCAGGAAUAGAUGGACUAUAAACUUUUCACAGAGAACCACUGUUAUUCCGGUAUCUCAUCCAAGUUUUCCUCUAAAGGCAUUUUCUUUUAAGCCAAUCCCUGAGCUGCUGGCAGCUGAGAAGCUCGAUGAUUCAUUACUUAUAGAUGUGAUAGGUGAAGUUGUUGGAAAAGAAGAUCCAAGAGAAUUGAUUACUAGCAAAGGCAAGGAGACAAAACGUUUGGCUGUUUUGAUAGAGGACCUUGAAAAUAACAGUAUUGGUUGUGUGUUGUUUGGAGACAUGGUAGAUCAAAUUCUACCCUAUCUUAAAGAAGAAAGGGUUGAGCCUUUGAUAGUUAUAGCGCAGUGCUUUAAACCAAGCAGGUGGAAUGAAAAAACAUCAGUACAAAGUCAUUUUGAUUAUUCAAAGUUACGUAUUAAUGCUGAUCUGGAAGAGGUUAGAGUUUUCCGUGACAGGAGGCUUUCUGGGAAACCUGCAAACUCGGCUAGAAUUAGUCAAGUGUCAUCCCAUGGUCCGCGUUCUGGUGCUGAGGAACUAAGGAGGGGAGAAGCCAUUGUUAAAACUAUAGAGGAAGUCCUCAACUCAACACAGGAAGGGCCUGUAUGGAUUGCUGGUACAAUAGUUUCAAUAAACUCUGACAAGGAUGAUUGGUUUUAUAAAUCAUGUCGAAAAUGCCCGAAAAAAGUAGAAACUCCUAUUGGAAACAGAUAUGAGUGUGGAAAAUGUGGACAUACUCAUGGAGCUGCAUCAGUUAGGUACAAAGUUGAGGUAAUGGCAUGUGAUGGAACUGGGAGCAUAGCAUUGCUAAUGUGGGAUAGGGAGACAGUCCAGCUCUGUAGGAGGCAGGCGGACCAGAUCAAGGAUGAGGUUGUUUUGGGUGGAGAUGGAUACCCCCCAACUUUGGAAACAAUGAUGGAUAGAAAGUUACUUUUCAAGGUUAAUGUUAAAUCUUCAAACAUUAGACAAUAUGAUCAUAUUUAUACAGUCAUGAAAAUUUGUGAUGAUGAGAAAAUUGUAAAGAUGAAUCCCCCAAAGGAAAUUCAAAACUCCGACUUUGCUGCUGUAAAUGAGAAUGUGUGCAGUGACUCAAUUGAUGUGUCAGCAGUUGUGGCCAAUAUGCAUAACAACACUGAUUCUAUUCUUACUUUGGAUGAUUUGGAAGAAUGUGUCACCAGCCUUAAAGAGGAAACCCCAAUUAAAAGAGCUGCCAUGGGGGUAAAACAUACUUUGACUAUAAAUGUUGACAAUGAAAACGAAGUGGGAUUUUCAACCAACAAAUUUAGUCGAAAAGGUGGAAAAAGACAGAAGAUACAAAUUAGUGGGAGUGAAAAUUGA